Molecule: messenger RNA, 2481 nt
Organism: Oreochromis niloticus (Nile tilapia)
Lineage: Eukaryota; Metazoa; Chordata; Actinopteri; Cichliformes; Cichlidae
Gene: tsc22d3
Product: TSC22 domain family, member 3
Exons: 3
Coding region: 464-1132 (222 amino acids)
Biological process (GO): regulation of transcription by RNA polymerase II; negative regulation of activation-induced cell death of T cells
Source: RefSeq, a predicted model, not a curated record
GUCCAGAGAAAAAAGUGAUAAGCAGCUUCUGGGUUUUGCUUUCAAGCGGACUCCUGCUGAACUGGUGUGAGUGAGUGUGUAUGUGUGUGUGGUGCGUUCACUCUUUUUCCUGCCACAGUAGCAACACAUUGCAGCAGCGUCGGCCCCGAACAAAAGGCUAAAUGCAGCAGAGCCACAGGAGGGGAACUCAGAGAUAGAAGCAGGCAGAGUGGCCCAGCGUGAGUGCACUUCUCAGGGAGCAGCUCAACCUGCCAUUUAGCCCUCCUGGCCCCGCAGUGGAGACAGGACGGUACACUAGACUGGCCCAGGCUACCUGCCAGUGUCUCUGUCAGAGCUAAGGAACACACCCCUGUUGUGUCUUUCACUUUGUCUACUAUUUAUAAAGCUCAGUGUCUGUCAUUUUCUGCUGAAAUUUCUGCACCUGCCCUGGGCGACUUUCCUCUUCAUCCAGCUGCACUCCAAGAUGUCAGAUGACGACUGCCUCUCGCCCAUCGGCCUGGACUGUUGCAGUUGCUGUCUGGACCUGGCCAAUGGCUGUGAUGAAUCCAUAUCCAGCAGCCCAGCUCAGGGCCUUGGCACUACAGGAGGCCUGCCAGCAAGCCCCACAAGCCCCACUGUAAAUCACUUCCGCCAGCUCCGCAACCAGCUGAUGUACCAGAACCUGAACACGGACAAGCUGAACAACAUCAUGAGACAGGACUCCCUGGAGUCGGUCGUGAGAGACCCCUGUUUCCUGCUCAAUGAGGGGAUCUGCAACAGCAACAUUGACCAGACCAUGCUGUCUAUAUUGCUCUUCUUUCACAGUGCCUCUGGUGCUAGCGUUGUGGCCAUUGACAACAAAAUCGAGCAGGCCAUGGACCUUGUCAAGAACCACCUGAUGUAUGCAGUGCGUGAGGAGGUGGAGAUCCUCAAGGAACAGAUCAAGGAGCUGGCUGAGAAGAACAACCAGCUGGAGAGAGAGAACUACCUGCUGAAGAACCUGGCUAGUCCAGAGCAGCUGGAGAAGUUCCAGUCGCGCAUUCCGACGGAUGUGCUGUUACCCCUGGACAAUCAGAACAUCCAGGGCACUCCGGAACACCAGCAGCAGCAGCAGCAGCAGACCUGCAACCACAGCACUGGUUCUGCUGUAUAAGUGGCUCUGCCUUGGGGCGGGCAGAGCCACUGUCUCUUUCCAAUUAUGGACCUCCAUUUGAAUGAAAGCGUCAUUAAAUCGCUGCCGCAGAGAUCUCUUCAAAACAAUGAAGGUGAAGCAUCUGGGCUUUAAAUGAUCGAUGGGACACAAACGAACUGUUGACACUGAUAAGCACAGACCAGAACUGAAGACGCUCUGACCGGUGCCAUGUCAGGCCCGUCCUCUGAUACCGUCCAGCUUUUUGUCAUGUUCCCUCUAAUGUAGACGAAAGUGUUAAGAGUAGCGAGAAGGUUCUGACUAGACACAGUCGAGAACUUGCUGACAGAGGGCGGCUUUCCCUGCCUAGCCUAACCCUUCCAAUAGGUGAGAAGGUGUUGAUCGGGCUGGCCCUGCAGGUGCUUGACUUGGAAAAGUGUGGAGAGUUUGCUCUUCCAUUACUCAGAGGAAACCCACCUGAGACGGCCCUCCAAGUCUCAGUGAGAGGCGCCCCAUUGCGUGGAUUUGUCUCAAAAGCCUUGCAGCAGUACAUUUCAGCCACAUAACAAAGACUUUACCUGUACCGACAAUGUAUUGCUGAUGUGUUUGUGUACAUCUGAGCAUAACACCAAUAAUUAACAGAAUAAGCUGGGCAACAGAGGUAGAGGCCAGUACAGAUUAAUGUUUUUAGAGCUGGUGAACCGAUAAGUAUACUGUUAAUGAUUCAUAAAGUGUAAUUUUAUAUUACCUGCAGUUGAGGCUUGCUGCUUAUGGGGGAAAAUUAAUCCUGCUCUGUUUUUGUUUUUGAUUUUGGAACAAAAAUCAGUCGUUUGUAAAGUAGGAACAUUGUUCUUUUUUUGUAAUAUAUGGUGCAUAUCUGUUUUCCUAACUCUUCACGGAAUAACUACAAUGUACAUAGAGUUUAAAAGUCCUGAGAUUAACAUAGUGUAGCUUACUCGCAAGCAGACACCUGCAUUUCUCGCUGCAGAUGCACUCCUGACUGUAGCAGCGUCGUCCAGCAUCUGGCCUGUUUACCUGCUCAGAUGCCAACUCGAAAACAAUGGCAUGACAACAGUGCCUGUAAAGAAAGAGAGGAACGCAUUCCCACACUGUCCUCAGUUGUUGCUGCUGUUGUUGUUGUUUUCUAGCUACCAAAGACUUGUUAUGUUUUCCACACAACAGCAGACGCUGAGCAAACCAGGACCAUGUGCAAAAAUUCACAGGGAGAAGUCUUCGUCGUAACUAGUGCUGACCUUUGUAUUUGUUUUGUAAAAGAUGACUGUAUUGUUGCUGUAAUGUAUCCUCAAAAGAGUUGUUCACUAGAUGUUUGGAUACGACUGCACAUUUGCAAUAAACCUCGUUUACAUUCUAAA